AUGUUAAUAAUACCUAAAUCUAUUCUACAGAUGCAUAAGAGUAAUCAGAAAUAUGGUCAAAGGGAAGGUGAAAUUCAAAAAGACAAGGUACUUGAAAUAAAAACAAUUGAGGGUUGGAUUACAAAAUAUUUUGCAAGCUUACGUAAAGAAUCAGCAGAACAAAGAGUAAUAGGUGAAGCUAAUAAAAGAAUUGAAAAUAGUGGUAAUAGUAAAAAUAGUCAUAAGCGGCAGUAA
Molecule: messenger RNA, 234 nt
Organism: Funneliformis caledonium
Lineage: Eukaryota; Fungi; Glomeromycota; Glomeromycetes; Glomerales; Glomeraceae
Source: the annotation of a GenBank genome assembly